Fusarium graminearum PH-1 is the source of this 3396-nucleotide messenger RNA. RefSeq lists its product as uncharacterized. NCBI's taxonomy places the organism in Eukaryota, Fungi, Ascomycota, Sordariomycetes, Hypocreales, Nectriaceae. Bases 1 to 3396 code for a protein of 1131 amino acids. The record is from RefSeq and is a predicted model, not a curated record. Gene Ontology annotation, molecular function: protein binding; ubiquitin protein ligase activity. The transcript has 4 exons. Gene Ontology annotation, biological process: protein polyubiquitination; ubiquitin-dependent protein catabolic process.
AUGUUCUCGACAUUUACCGGCAAUUCGCGGCGCCCCCGAAACGUCAACCUCAGUGGUUCUACCGGGAACCCUUUUGCCAACACCUCAUGGUCACCAUCUGCCGUUUCAAACACUACAAAGACCGUGUCGAAUGCCCAAGCCGAGCGUGAAAAGCGACAAGUUGAACGAACGAAAUUAAAGGCUGCUGGGAAAAUACAACGAACAUGGAGGGGCUAUAAAAUAAGAGCAGAGUUAAGGGGAUCUCAGAGGGAUGCCUUCGAUGCCCUAUAUAAGCCCGGAUCCAACCCAACACCAUCUGAAAGACUUCCUGAAGCAUUUACUCUGCUUCUAUCUUUCUUCGCCUUGCGACGAGAUGACGACAUUCAAAGAGCUAUCUGUUAUGCGCACGAUACUGAGUCUGUGGAUCUCCGACAAAUUGCACCACCGCAUGUGCACCCCUCGCGAAUAGAACAACUUAUCCGACUGCUUCUAUCUGCACUUGAUAAAUCCGUUUCAGCAAGAAACCUUUCCAAUGAUACACAUCUCAUUUUCAAGCUUGUCAUCCGCCUGGUGACAAGUUAUCCCGACUUGGGUCUCGUCGCGAUCGACAAUUACUAUAACGUGGUUAGCAAAGCCAUCACUAGCCCCUUCGAGGCUGCUUCUUCAGAAGCAAUUACACAAGUAUAUCAUGCCUUUGCGUUCUCGUUCUUGACCAAAGAAAACCUGAAUUUCUUCGAAGAAAACGUUUCAGAUGUAUCCAAUACAAUUCGCUUCUCUCGGUUGGCAAGGGCGAUAGUGGACGGAUUGCCAUCAACCACAAGCCCGGGGUAUUCCCAAGAUGCCCAACUCUGGCAGCUCGCUCAUUUCAUUGAUAUCAGUCGCUUCAGCGCCGACUCCAGCCACGACACAGGGAUCUUGGAAACACUCUACACUCAACUUUCGACCCUCUCCUCUUCUAUCAGUAUUCGGCUGUCGGCUUCUGUUAAGACAUACGAGGACGACGAGAAUGAGUCCGAAGAGCCACUCGCUUUGCCGCUUGAUCCUUAUGUUUCUUCUCAAUUAUUGUCUUUGGUGGACACCAAAGGCAUCUUACAAACCUUGCACGACUUUUCUACCCGCCUGGCGGGAUCUUCACGACAAGAUUACCAGAGCACAAGCUUUCUCGCAGGAUACAUCUUGACUCUGCUUCGAUGCUUUCCUUCGAAAAGUGACGAUAUUCGAAUGCGCCUCUUUCUCGAAGAAAUCCCUACACUAACGGGUAAUGUCCCAACCAUCAAGUUUCUCUGGCAAAUGAUGGUUAAGACAACUGUCUUCCACAAGUUGAGGACAGAGUCAGAGCCGCCUCUCGACAUCCUACGCAGAUAUCUUGGUGCAACGACUGGAAACGCAGAUUCUACCGACGAGGAGCAAGACUGGCGAAUCAUCCUCUUAUUCCUUGAACUCUACGUCUUCAUCCUUCGUUUGAGCGACGACGAGGACUUCUUCUAUGGCAUUUACCCACCAGUCAUUCAGCAAGCCCCGUCUCCUUCCCGCAUUCGACCUUGUAGUCUAUCACUGGAAAAUGUCGAGAUGCUAACAGGUUUCCUAAAGAACACUGCCUUCACACUUCAUUACAAGGCACAAGAACUCUCCAGAUCGCGGAAUGAUUUGGAGGCCGCUUCCCAACAUCGCGUAGAUACUUAUUUCAGUACUGGAGGACCAACCGCAACGAGCCAAGGGCAGGGCGCACGUUCGUCCAAAAGUCCAACAAGCCUAGAUAUUGACAGCUUACGGAACAUUGUGACAUCAGCAAUGAAAAUGUUAUACGAGCGAGACUCGAGGAAACAGUUCUUGCCUACAGAUCACUGGCUCAUGACGUCAAAGCUUGAUCAGGGAGUAUUCAUUGCUGCCGUUAUUGCAGAAGAAAAGCGACAGAUCGAGGAGGAUUCGGACGAUAGUGACGAGGAUAUGGAAAACGAAUACGGUAGCGUUCCAGGCUUCUAUUCGACCAUGGCCGGUCAGCGAUUGUCACGGCACGCGAGACUUGAGCGAUUGAAGGCUCAGCAAGUACGAAUCCAAAAGGAGCGUCGACUAGCUGAAAUGGGGCCGAAGCUGGAGAUAUUGAAACACAUGCCCUAUGCUGUUCCCUUUGAGACCCGCGUCAUGAUCUUCCGCCAGUUCAUCAAUCUAGAUCGAGCUCAGAGAGAUGAUGAAAACCCGAGGUCCUUUACGCCGUACGCCAGACACCAUGCACAAAUCUCUCGGAAGCGACUCUUUGAAGAUGCAUUUAAUCAAUUCUACGAGAUGGGGGAUGGCCUCAAAGACCCUAUUCAAAUUACGUUUGUCGAUCAGUUCGGUGCUCAAGAGGCUGGAAUUGAUGGCGGCGGUGUUACAAAGGAGUUUCUCACCAGCGUGACGACGGAAGCGUUUGGUUCCAACAGUGGCAAGGGCAUGUUUGCAUCGAGCGAAAAUGGACUACUCUUCCCCGAUCCUAUAGCGCUUGAUGUUGUCCGUGAAGAGCUCAAGAUGCGCGGAUAUUCGGAGACUGACAACGAGUACCGAGAUUGCAUUGCGAAUUUACUCAAACGCAUGGAAUUCCUUGGCAGAAUCGUAGGCAAAUGCAUGUACGAAGGUAUCCUCGUCGACUUGGCCUUUGCUGGCUUCUUCCUCCUCAAAUGGGCGUCAACAGGCCCCAACGACGAGAAGAACUAUAAAGGCAGCGUCAACGAUCUUCGUGACAUGGACGAGGGGCUCUACAAUGGAAUGCUACGACUCAAGAAUUAUCCGGGAGACGUUUCAGACCUAGGCAUUGACUUUACGAUUGCAGACCAGAUCUCACCGCCAGGUGACCCAGUCAAGACUGUUACCAAGAAACUCAUCGCCAAUGGCGACCAAACCUACGUUACGAACGACAACCGACUGCUGUACAUCUCGUACGUUGCUCGACAUCGCUUGAUAGUGCAACCAUCUAUACAAACUACAGCCUUCUUGAGCGGUCUACGCUCCAUCAUCCGACCCAACUGGCUGUCUAUGUUCAAUCAGUCAGAGCUACAACGUCUGGUGGGUGGUGACUCGUCUGAGAUCGACAUUGAAGAUCUCCGUCAGCACACAGUCUAUGGGGGUUUGUAUGAAAUUGGUGACGAUGGACAAGAGCACGACACUAUCAAGAUAUUCUGGAAAGUUAUGCGCAGCUUCACAGAUGCCCAACGUCGUGACGUGCUCAAGUAUGUCAGUUCGACACCACGAGCGCCUUUGUUGGGCUUCUCACAAUUGAGGCCAAAAUUCAGUAUUCGCGAUGGAGGCUCAGAUGAGGAGAGACUACCGAGCGCAAGCACAUGCGUCAAUCUUCUCAAGCUGCCGAUAUAUACUUCGGAAGCGACACUUCGGGAGAAGAUGCUCUACGCCAUACAGUCGGGAGCAGGUUUUGAUUUGAGUUAA